Haliotis rubra (blacklip abalone) is the source of this 1253-nucleotide messenger RNA. RefSeq names its product tRNA-specific adenosine deaminase 2-like. The record is from RefSeq and is a predicted model, not a curated record. Gene Ontology annotation, biological process: tRNA wobble adenosine to inosine editing. The coding region runs from base 500 to 1135 and encodes 211 amino acids. The transcript has a single exon. Gene Ontology annotation, molecular function: zinc ion binding; tRNA-specific adenosine-34 deaminase activity. Gene Ontology annotation, cellular component: cytoplasm; nucleus. NCBI's taxonomy places the organism in Eukaryota, Metazoa, Mollusca, Gastropoda, Lepetellida, Haliotidae.
AGUUUGUCAGCAGGGGAAAGGGAUUAGUUAUGAAACAUGAACAGUGAUACAUAUAAUCUCAAAUCAUAUGCUAGUAUAUUUUGAGGUGUGCAACAGUUUGAAAUGAGUGCGAGAGAAAUGCCGAGCAAUAGUUUAGCUCCCAUCACUGCAUGCCUACACAAGCGAAUCCUAUUGGCGAUGUUGAGAAAGUGUUUGGUGGCAUGUUUUCACUUCAAAUGAUAAUGUUAAGAUCAUUAUGAAAUCUGUUAUGUGUCAUUGUGAGAUUUUUAACCGUUUUGGCUCCACCGUUUUCGAUUGAUUCAUCGAGAAAUAUUUAUGAACAGAAUUCCAUAUAAAAAGUGAAAAGCAGCACUUCAGUUCAGCUGAUUUCAAAGUUCACUAUAUUCUUACGGGACAGAUUAUUACAAGGACUUGAACGAAUUCGCCAGAAAGUACUUGAAACAUUAACCAGACCGUAAAUUCAAAAUUGAGCUUUCAUCCACAGAAUGACUUUCACAACAUGUAUGAUCAGUCUGUGAUUCGGUUACUAAAGUUUCAAUAUUGUGCAAUUUUUGUUUCAAAGUUAGACUUUAAAGAUCAAGAGAUAGAUAUGUCGUCUGAUGAACAUGUAAUUUGGAUGGGUAAAGCAAUGGAACUUGCCCACAAUGCUCUGCAAAAUAGAGAAGUUCCUGUAGGUUGCAUCAUGGUGCAUAAAGACAAGGUUAUCGCUACUGGCAGGAAUGAAGUCAACGAGACGAAGAAUGCGACCAGACAUGCAGAAAUUGUUGCCAUUGAAGAAGUGUUUAAAUGGUGUAAAGCUAAUGAUCAGAAACCAGAUGAGGUGUUUUCAGAGCUGGUUUUAUAUGUGACGGUGGAGCCAUGCAUCAUGUGUGCAGGAGCUCUCAAACAAAUGAAUGUUCCAAUGGUUGUGUUCGGAUGUGCCAAUGAGAGAUUCGGUGGCUGCGGUUCCAUCUUGAAUGUGGCAAGGGAUGACCUUCCAAGUCUUGGACCCAAGUUUGUUUGUGUGUCAGGUGUGAUGGCAGAUGAUGCUGUGAACUUGCUGAAAGACUUUUACAAGGGAGAGAACCCACAUGCACCAGAAGAUAAACGGAAAAGUAAACAAGCAGAACCGCCAGUUGGAAGUGAAGCCUCAUAACAGAACUGCAAGAAAACAAAUGUGACAUGUCACAUUGUAUAAUUUGAUAAAAAGUCAUAAAUAAUACAGGCGAAAAAGAUCAUCGUUAUGAAGUUAUGAAAUUUUUGUUCCAGGUUCA